This is a messenger RNA of Penicillium soppii, 468 nucleotides long. RefSeq lists its product as uncharacterized. The transcript has a single exon. Lineage: Eukaryota; Fungi; Ascomycota; Eurotiomycetes; Eurotiales; Aspergillaceae. The coding region runs from base 1 to 468 and encodes 155 amino acids. The record is from RefSeq and is a predicted model, not a curated record.
AUGGCCUACGUCCUCAUCGACACGCUCUUCGAGCUCGCCGCACACUCCGAAGCAACAAAAACAGACGCAGAACCCAGCUCCCCGCGCAUCCUCCUCGCCCGCUCCAUCUCGCCAUACCUCCUCCUGCGCUGCGCCGUCUCGCUCAAGUCUUAUAUCGCAGACCAGCCACUGCGCGGCUUGAUGCCGCAGCCCACACCCGCUCGAAAGGCCCUCCUCCAUCUUCUCGGACGCUUGGUUGAAUUGAAGAGCGAGCCCUCUGCUAUCGCGGACCCGUCUGCUCUGAAGACCGUUUCCGUGCUUGAGUCUGGUGGUGGGGAUGCCGUGCCGCAGCACUACCGCAAACAUCUUGAGUGGGUUUAUCCGCUGGUUGUUCGAGCUGUGCAGGUUUCCGGCAAGGAGCGAGACGAUGGGCAGAUUCUGCAGGCACUUGGCAAGGUCUUGCAGGAGAUUGGCCGGUUUGAGUAUUAG